AUGGGUUGCGGAUCAUCAGUUGUGAGACAGAAAUCUGAAAUAGAGGAACAAUGGGACAGAGUUUGGGAGACUGUAGAGGUGAAAAAACCAAAGGGCAACAUGUCAAAGAACCUUGUUGUCAAACGUUCAGGGUGGAAGACCAUAAGGAUCUUUGUGUCGUCAACUUUUAGGGACUUUCAUCAUGAGAGAGAAAUACUAGUGAAAAAGGUUUUCCCAGACCUUAGAAUAUGGUGUCAGAGCAGACGUUUGCAUUUAGUGGAGUGUGACCUGAGAUGGGGUGUUCCCAAAGAUUCAACCACUGAGACAACACUAAGGACAUGUCUGGAAGAGAUAGAUCGCUGUUACCAAGACAACAUCAUGCCAUUUUUUGUCAACAUGACAAGUGAACGCAUAGGUUGGAUUCCCAUAGGAGAAGAAGUGCCAGCAUCUAUCAAGUCAGAAUACAAGUGGGUCGAUGGUCUUUCUGUUACAGAGAUGGAAAUCAUGCAUGCCUCAUAUAGGAAAGAUAACCCAAACUCUAUCUUCAUGCUGAGAGAUCCAUCUUUCAUAGAGACUGUCCCAGAGGAACACAAGGAUGCUUUCAUUGACCCAAAUCCGGUAGCAACAGAUAAGCUAAAGAUGCUCAAGAAAAUGAUAGAGGACAGAUACACAAAAGACAGGGUACGACUAUACAAUUGCAGUUUUGAUUAUUUUGAUACAGAAGAAUCUAAAGUAAAAUUCUGUGGCUUAGAUGGAGUUGAUAAAGAUACUUUCUCAAAAAUUGUCUUUGAUUUUUUCAAAAACCGAAUAGAGCAUCAGUAUCCGCUGGCAGACAAGGAGUCUGAAGAUCCAUAUGAGAGAAUCAAAGAGAAACACGAAGCUUUUAUGAAGGCCAGUUCUGCAGUGGUCAUUGGAAGAGACGAAACUCUGGAAAAGGUGAACAAUUACAUAUGUGGACCUGGGAUUGACAAACCUCUUCUACUAAUUGGUGGUGCUGGGACUGGAAAAUCAUCCAUAAUGGCACGUCUAGCAGAUACAACAUACCAAAAAUCUGUUACUAAAUCAAUACCUGGUGGCGGAAGUAAAGGCUGGCACGUGUUCUACCAUUUUGUGGGUGCUGUACCUGGUUCUACGGAACUAGAAAAACUUCUGAAAAGAUUACUUAAAGAGAUGGGAGUGGUAGAUGCUUCUAAUAUGCCCAAAGACCUAGAAAGUGCAGCUCAAGUAACAUGUGGGGCUUUGAACAAUCAAAACACUCGACCAACAAUCAUCAUUAUAGAUGCACUCAACCAGUUUGACAGUGAUCUUGCUGCAGAGUUAGUUAGCUGGGUCCCAAAGAAACUUGCUCCACAGAUUAGAUGCAUCUUCACAAUGAUACCUGAAACCCCUCAACAUUAUGCACUGAUUAGCAGAGAGCCUCAACCUGAUAUGUUUGACCUUGAACCCCUUGAUAUGGAAUCUAGAAAGCAAAUAGUAGAAGAGAUGCUUGGUAAAUACAACAAGGCUCUGGACACAAGCCAGAUGGACUCUCUCCUUUCUAAGACAUCUUCAGAUAACCCGCUGUGGCUGUCCUUGGCCUGUGAGGAACUUAGAGUGUUUGGAAACUUCAGGAAAGUCUCAGAUAAAAUCAACCAGUUAAGAGAUGGACUCCUUGAGUUAGAGAUGCAGAUCAUGACACGAUUUGAGGAGGAAAGUGGUGGAGAACUAUUGGUGGCGACAUUAUGUCUUCUUGAAUCUUCUUCCACUGGUCUUCUAGAGACAGAACUUUUGAUGAUAUUAGGGGAUACAGAUAACCUUAUGCCAAGGGAACAGGCUGAGGGAGCAGAAAAAGAUGACACCUCAAAAGAAAAAUCAGACAAAAACAAAACUGAGGCAUUAGCAGCUUAUAAAUGGGCAGAGGUGUACAGAGCACUCCGACCUUUCUUACGUCCAUUUGGUGACAGCGGGGAGGGACGUCUAGAUUUCUACCACAGGUCACUCAGCAAGGCAGUCAGACAAAAAUACUUCAAAGAUGAUGACAUCAAAAAAUGGUGGCAUAAAAAGCUUGCAGAUUAUUUUGAAACUUUACAAAAUAUUGACAGAAAAGUUGAGGAAUAUCCCCAUCAUUUGCUGUUCUUAGACGAUAAAAAGAGAUUGAAAGACUUCCUUACAGACUGGGCUGUCUUCACGGAGCUUUUUGAUAUUGAAUUCAGCACCAAACUUUGUAAAUAUUGGACAAAGACCUGUGCUUUGGAUGAGAUGGAAGAACAUUACGUAACAAAAAUGCAGAAUCUGGUCAAUGAUGAGCGAAACUCUAAAGAAUUGAUUGCUCUGAGAACAGAACAGAUGGCAAGAUUUAUGUCUCAGAUGGGCAGAUACGACAGAGGGUUUGAAUACGCAUCCAAAGCUGAGGCCUUUGAACUGGAUCUUGGGGCACGUCCACACAGAAUGGCUGAAAUAUACCAUCUGUUAGCAAUUGUGGCUGAUGAGCAUAUGAAACUAGAGGAGUUUAUGUACAGAUCUCAGUUGCCCAGAAUGAAGGUCAUUAUAGACAACUUUGAGAAAAGUGUGGAGCUGAGAAGAACAUUUGAGGGAGUAGAACAUCAGCAUAAGCUUGGUUUGGCUUUAAACCGGUUGGCAUUUUACUACUCUGGAUGGAGCAUAAGAGGUGGAGAUGCAGCACUUAAUGCAAAGGAUGCCAAAAGCAAAGCCAUUGAUCGAGUUGAAGAAGCAAUAAAACUUUAUACUGAGAUAGAGGAUGAAUUUCACUUGGGAGAUGCCCUCAUAACCAGGGGAGUAACAGAAGGCAGUGCAAACACUUCACAAAUAAAAUUUUACAAGGAGGCAGAAGCUAAAAUCUUACAAUCAGCAGGAGAGUUGAAUGUCAGCUACGACCGUUUAUUACUCAAUAUGGCGAUCUACUAUGAGGAAAUGGGGGACUAUAACACUGCUUAUGCCAAAUUUUAUAAAUGGUAUGAAGUGUGUAAAGACUUUUAUGGAAUUCACCAUGCAAAAGUUGCAAGAAGUAUUAAUACACUUCGUGAACCAAUGUACAAGAGAUUGGCACAGGAGAAAGGUGUACCAGUUCCAGAGGAAUUUGAUGGAGAUAUAGGCUGACCUGUUAAGUAGAAGAUUUGACCAUAUCACAUAUGUGAUAUACAGCAUGUCAUAUCCCAUAAGUCGCAUUGGCUAUACUGUACAAUGUAUAUGACCUUGCUAAAUAUGGUAACACGCACAUGAACAUUAUGCAGUAGUAUAUUUCAUCAAAAUUGAUUGUUUGAUUAUCUCAUUCAACAUUCUGUGAUAUUAUGAAUUGUACCAUACCUUCUUGCAGGGGAACACGCUUGCUUGAAGAGAUUUCAAGUAUAGAUAGAAUAAUGUUAGCUCAAUAUAUACUAGAGCUAUUAUAGACUACAUGUACAGCCAUUACUGUUUAUCACUUAGAGUCCCGUAACAGUCCAAAGUAAUGUUACAAUAUUUUUGUUCUUCUUUCAACCCAAUUGUUAUACAUGUUUCUGCAUGACAUUUAUGGGAACCUGCUGAUACCUUGUCAGUCCAAAAACAGUGCAUAGCUUUAUAUAAUUAAUUACUUACUAUCAUUGUGAUAUAUAUUUAUAUUUUACUAUUUACAAUGUAUAUGCAUUUAUUUUUUGCAUAUGAUAAUCGUUCAUAUUUUUUACUACAAAAUAUUUAGCUAUUUUACAAAAAUACCCCUUGAAGAGCCACUUCAUAGUUUGGUUCACAAAUGGUCAAAAUUAUUACUCAGGGGUCUGGAUUUGGAACCAUCAUAACUUAGUUCACAAGUCAUUGUUCGACAAUGGUUUUCUCGUAAUCAUAAGUUAGGAUCGCACCAAAAUGGGUCCCAGUUUAGCUUGUUUAACUCCUGACAGAGGAAUGGUUUAAUGGGCAUUUUGACGGAGGAGUUAAAUGCUGUUUUAUGUGAUUUAGAACAAUCACUGGACAAUAUGGUCUUUCAUUUUUAGAUUUUUCAAUGUGAAAAUACAGGGUUUCAUUGUGAUUUUAAUAUCACAUAUUUUCUUCCAACUCUGGCAUAAUAAUGUUGUUUGCACUAAACUGCUCCUUGUUGAUAUAUCAAAUUUUAUGUACAUGCAAGCAUAUUUUUUUUGCAGACAUUUAUUUUUUUAUUAUGUAUGGUCAUGAGUGUAACAUACUGUAACUGUAACCUGUAACCUUAAAUAUUGUUGCAUAUUAUAACAAAAUAAAGUCUUAUACACAACAU
Owenia fusiformis is the source of this 4198-nucleotide messenger RNA. The record is from the annotation of a GenBank genome assembly. NCBI's taxonomy places the organism in Eukaryota, Metazoa, Annelida, Polychaeta, Sabellida, Oweniidae.